UAUGUAAGACGGAGGGAAUGUUUAAGAUAGAGAUUUAUUUAUGAAAGAGAUGGAUAAUUUGAUAUCAUAAAACUAAUUUGGUUAAGCAGAAGUUUAAUUAACAAAAUAUAUUGAAAAGAAUGAAGCUGAUUCAGAUGCUUUUAAAAAGAGAUCUAAUUUAUAUUUGAAGAACGGUAAAUAUAUAUAAGCGUUGCAUGAUAUAGAGAAGGCUAUGCUUUUGGAUUCUUCAAUGCCUUGUUGCAAGAGCAGCUAUGAACAUUAUUAAAUAAAAAAGGGAUUAAUGAGAAUGAGUAAUGACAUUUGAA
Paramecium pentaurelia is the source of this 305-nucleotide messenger RNA. The record is from the annotation of a GenBank genome assembly. NCBI's taxonomy places the organism in Eukaryota, Ciliophora, Oligohymenophorea, Peniculida, Parameciidae.